Molecule: messenger RNA, 2846 nt
Organism: Balaenoptera musculus (blue whale)
Lineage: Eukaryota; Metazoa; Chordata; Mammalia; Artiodactyla; Balaenopteridae
Gene: SPARCL1
Product: SPARC like 1
Exons: 11
Coding region: 417-2414 (665 amino acids)
Biological process (GO): anatomical structure development; signal transduction
Molecular function (GO): protein binding; extracellular matrix binding; collagen binding
Source: RefSeq, a predicted model, not a curated record
CAAGAGCUUGAGGGGAGGACUGUUAACGCAUUCUCUCCGGCAGAAUGAGCUCUUUCCCUGUGGGUCUGCGCUGCCCGUAAAGCUCAGCGCGCCCUCGCCCUUGGAGUGAGAGGCUAGCCCGCUGGAGAACUGCAGGAAUCUGCGACAAAAACGAUGACAGUCUGAAAUACGUCCCUGUGCCAACCUCCAAAUUCGUCUGUCACCUCAGACCCUGAGUAGUUGACAGAGCAGCAGAAUUUCAACUCCAAUAGACCUGAAUGUGUUUCUGGGCAAAGAAGCAGGGCUAACGAGGAAAGCGAUUUAAAGAGUAUUGGGCAUUUGUGAAACUUAUUUCCUGACUGUGUGCAAGGACAGGAUUCAACUUCAAUUUUCUGCCAAGGCUCUGGGUCCAGCCACCUACCUGAAGGUCUAGAAAAAUGAAGUCUGUGAUUUGUUUCCUGUUCAUUUUGGGAACUGCAGUUGCAAUCCCGACACAAGCAAGGCUCCUAUCUGAUCAUUCCAACCCAACUGCUGAUUCCUUGAGUUCCUUCCAACAGGCUGAAAUGUUGGUAACAUCUGAGCACACUGCAAUCCCCAUUGUAAGGGCUGAAGAUGCAGAAAAUGAAAAGGAAACUGAAGUAUCCAUAGAAGACCAUCCCACUCAUAAGCCUGAAAAAUCUUCAGUACUAAAGUCAGAGGAGGAAAACCAUGACCCGCCAGCAGAUCAGGACCAGAGUUACAGCCAAAACCUGGGAUUACAGGAUCAAGAGAAAAGUGAAAGUGACUUAACCGAGAAUUUGGAGUAUACACCAACUGAAGGUACAUUGGACCUAAAAGAAGAUAUGAGUGAGCCUCCAAAGGAAAAACUCCCUGAGAGAUUCCUUGGUCAUGAUGUUAGUUCCAUUGUCGAUUCUAAUCAACAAGAAAGCAUCACAGAGACAGAGGAAAACCAAGAACAACCUAUAAAUGACUCACAUCCUCAGUUGAACAGGAGCAGCAAACAUAGCCAAGACCUAAGUGUCCAAGGAAACCAAGAGCAGGACCCAAAUAUCCCAAAUGGAGAAGAGGAAGGGGAGAAAGAGCCGGGUAGAGGUGGUACCCACAAUGAUAACCAAGAAAGGGAGACAGAAGUUCCCAAGGAGCAUUCCAACAGCAAGCAGGAAGAAGACAGGACACAGUCUGACGAUAUUUUGGAAGAGUCCUAUCAACCAACUCAAGUAAGCACGAUGCAGAAAGAUGAAUUUGAACAGGGUGGCCAAGAACAGGAAGAGGAAAACUCCAACGCAGAAACAGAAGAGGACACUGCCUCAAAAAUCAGUAAGCCCAAUCAAGACAAAGAAUGGCAGAGCCAAGAAGGAAAGCCUGGCCUUGAAGUUGUCAGCAACCAUGAGGAGAUGGACAAAGAGACUCUUUCUGAGCCUUUGCUGGUGGAGCCUAUGGAUGAUGGUAACAUCACGCCCAGAAAUCAUGGGGCUGAUGAUGAUGGCGAUGAUGGCCCCAGACACAAUGCAAGUGAGCAGUACUCCAUCCCAAGCGAGGCUUUCCUGGAGAAUGAAAGAGCUCAACCCAAUUACCAUCACAUUAAAUAUGAGGAGCAAAGAGAAGAAGCACAUGAGAACGAGAAUGUAGAUACCAGCGAACCUGCAGAAAACCGAGGGGCCGAGAAAGCAGAAAGCUCACCGAAUGAAGAUGACAGUUCAACUGAAGGCAACACAAGGGUGCACGGUGUCGAUUCUUGCAUGAGCUUCCAGUGUAAAAGAGGACACGUCUGCAAGGCUGAUCAACAGGGAAAACCCCACUGUGUUUGCCAAGAUCCAGUGACUUGUCCUCCUACAAAACUCCUUGACCAAGUUUGUGGCACUGACAAUCAGACCUAUGCCAGCUCCUGCCAUCUCUUUGCUACUAAGUGCAGACUGGAGGGGACCAAAAAGGGUCACCAACUGCAGCUGGAUUAUUUUGGAGCCUGCAAAUCUAUUCCUGCUUGUACGGACUUUGAAGUGACCCAGUUUCCUCUAAGGAUGAGAGACUGGCUCAAGAAUAUCCUCAUGCAGCUUUAUGAACCUAACCCUGAGCACGCUGGAUAUCUAAAUGAGAAGCAGAGAAAUAAAGUCAAGAAAAUUUACCUGGAUGAAAAGAGACUCCUGGCUGGGGACCACUCAAUUGACCUUCUCUUAAGAGACUUUAAGAAAAACUACCACAUGUAUGUGUAUCCUGUGCAUUGGCAGUUUAGUGAACUGGACCAACAUCCUAGGGACAGAGUCUUGACCCACUCUGAGCUCGCCCCUUUGCGGGCAUCUCUGGUGCCCUUGGAACACUGCAUAACGCGCUUCUUUGAAGAGUGUGACCCCAACAAGGAUAAGCACAUCACCCUGGAGGAGUGGGGUCACUGCUUUGAAAUUAAAGAAGAAGACAUAGAUGAAAAUCUCCUGUUUUGAAUUAAGAUGUGAAAGCACUCAAACUACCCAGCCUCCUCCUUUGUUCUGACCACUUCUGAAGUAUAUGCAGUGUGAAACUUGUAGAUUUAUAUUUAGCAAAAUGCUUGCAUGUCUGAGACGACAAUGAGAGUAACUGCUUGAUAACAGUAUAGGCACCAGGCAUUUAACAUUAACUUUGGAAAUAAAACUUUAAAAUUAAGUAAAGUCAAUAUAUGCAAAAUAUUAUAUACUGUUUGUGAACAGGAGUUUAACUCAUCACUCUCUGCAUCCAUUUAUGAGAUACUUAAAGAUUAUAAAACUCGAAAAAAUAAUACAUUCAUUUUGUCCAUAAUACCGUGUGCACUUCAAAAAAGUGAAGUAAGGCUCUUUGUUGUUGAUGUGUGUUAUUUUCAGUAUCUUAAUAUCCUAAUAAAAAUCCAAAUGUUUACUCAA